Messenger RNA from Nanorana parkeri, 2858 nucleotides. It is a transcript of the gene EPC2, whose product is annotated as enhancer of polycomb homolog 2. The record is from RefSeq and is a predicted model, not a curated record. The transcript is spliced from 14 exons. Gene Ontology annotation, biological process: regulation of transcription by RNA polymerase II. NCBI's taxonomy places the organism in Eukaryota, Metazoa, Chordata, Amphibia, Anura, Dicroglossidae. Bases 17 to 2434 code for a protein of 805 amino acids. Gene Ontology annotation, cellular component: piccolo histone acetyltransferase complex.
UUCCACCCCGGCCACCAUGAGUAAACUGUCUUUUCGAGCACGGGCUCUGGAUGCCGUCAAGCCGCUGCCCGUCUACCGAGGCAACGACAUGCCCGACCUCAACGACUGCGUGUCCAUUAACCGGGCCGUGCCGCAGAUGCCCACGGGGAUGGAGAAGGAGGAGGAAUCGGAACACCAUUUACAACGAGCUAUCUCGGCACAACAGGUUUUUAGAGAAAAGAAAGAGAGCAUGGUUAUUCCCGUUCCUGAGGCCGAGAGCAACGUCCACUACUACAGUCGCCUGUACAAAGGAGAAUUUAAACAGCCCAAGCAGUUCAUUCACAUUCAACCAUUUAAUCUGGACAAUGAGCAGCCAGACUAUGAUAUGGACUCUGAAGAUGAGACAUUGCUUAAUCGGCUUAACAGGAAAAUGGAACUUAAACCACUGCAGUUUGAAAUCAUGAUUGACCGGCUGGAAAAGGCAAGCUCCAAUCAGCUUGUCACUCUUCAGGAAGCAAAACUGCUGCUAAACGAGGAUGAUUACCUUAUCAAAUCUGUGUAUGACUACUGGGUAAGAAAACGGAAAAACUGCAGGGGGCCCUCCCUCAUUCCCCAAAUCAAGCAAGAGAAACGUGACGGAUCUACCAACAGCGAUCCGUAUGUUGCAUUCCGGCGCAGAACUGAGAAAAUGCAAACGCGAAAGAAUCGUAAGAAUGAUGAAGCAUCUUACGAGAAGAUGUUGAAGUUACGAAGGGAGUUUAGCCGAGCCAUAACCAUUUUAGAAAUGAUCAAACGGCGAGAAAAGACGAAGCGGGAAUUACUGCAUUUGACGCUGGAAGUGGUGGAGAAGAGGUAUAAUUUGGGUGACUUUGGAGGUGAAAUAUUGAAUGAAAUAAAAAUUCCGAAAAUUGAGAAGGAAGCUCAUCCCAUCUCGACGUUACUACACAAUGGGAACCAUCACAGAGUUCCAGAAUGCAAAACUAAGAAUAUUCACCACUCAUCUGUCAAAGAAGAAACCCUGGAUAUUAUCCGGCUAAAAAAGAAGUACCCAAAGAAGCCGAAAGCAGAUUCGGUUGUGAUCCCUCAGGCCCUGCCGGCCUCAGAGCCAUUGCCAGUAAUUAACAAAAGUGAUAUCAAACAAUAUGACUUCCACAGCUCUGACGAUGAAGAGUUUCCACAGGUACCUUCUCCAGUGUCUGAGCCGGAGGAAGACAAUGACCCCGAUGGCCCCUAUGCCUUCAGGAGAAGAACUGGAUGCCAGUAUUAUGCCCCACAUUUGGACCAAAUGGAAGAUACUUCAGAAAACACAGAACUGUCAGCGUUGGCUAGACUUCGGUAUAGACAUUGCCUCACUACCCUCACAAUCCCCCGAAGAUGCAUAGGGCUUGCAAGGAGGCGGCUUGGCCGAGGUGGAAGGGUUGUAAUGGACCGACUAUCCACACCCCAUGACCCCAUUCUAAAGCAGCUGGACCCCGAAAUGUUGUCUACUUCUUCAAGCUCUUCCCAAGUUGCACAGCCCCCUCCCGAUAACUCACGGACCAAUGCUUCCGAUAGACAUUGUGAAAACAGACUGUCUCUAUCUGAGAUCCUAAGCAAUAUUAGGUCGUGUCGACUGCAGUGUUUUCAGCCAAGGCGAAUACCUUUUCCAGACAACGAUAGUGAAGAAUGUACCUCAAGGAUAGUAGGACACGCUGUGAGCAUUAAACGAGUGUCAUCUGAUUGUUUGUUUCUCUCCCAUCCUCCUCCAGUUACGGGAGGCAUCACAGAGGAGCAGUUCCAGACUCAUCAGCAGCAGUUGGCGCAAAUGCAAAGACAGCAGUUGGCUCAGCUACAACUGAAACAGCAGUCCCAGCAGUCGUCGCAGCAGAUCCAUCCAAAAGCACAGGGCUCUGGGAAUGCUGACUGCAUGUCCAAGACACUGGACUCUGCGAGCGCCCACUUUGCUGCAUCCGCUGUGGUCAAUUCACCAACGCCAGGCCGCAGUGAAGUGACCAAGGAUCAGAGUAUUGGCCACAGCAACCUGAACGGUGUCGUACAACCUUCAGGAGGGAACGCUAAAACGCUGUACUCCACUAAUGUGGCACUAUCGUCCGGCCCAGGGAUCUCCACGGUUCAGCUUGUACGGACAGUGGGACAUCCCACCACUAACCACUUAAUACCAACCUUAUGCACAAGUACACCCCAGACCCUUCCUAUGAGUAAUUCCUGCCUAACGAACACCGUUCACCUCAACAACGUCAGUGUUGUGUCUCCUGUCAAUGUGCAUAUCAACACAAGGACUUCUGCUCCAUCUCCCACAGCCUUAAAACUCGCCACAGUCGCUGCCAGCAUGGACCGAGUGCCAAAGGUUACUCCAAGCAGUGCCAUCAGCAGCAUAGCCAGAGAGAACCACGAGCCGGAAAGAUUGGGUUUGAAUGGGAUCGCAGACACAACAGUUGCAAUGGAGGUGACAUAACUUCAAUGCAUGGACUUGGCCUGACUGUUCAGGCUUUACCUUUCCACGGAAAAUGCAAAGCGCUACGCUCUGCAGAUCAGAGCGCGCUAACAUGGACCUAACCACGGACUGUGUAUGGGACGUCUUCCCAUUCCACUCUUAUGUACAUUUUGUAAAAUCGGAUAAAAUCACUACCUUGUAAAAUAGUUUAUUUGUAUCAUCCAUAUUAUUUCUGUUACUUGAAUAGUUGAUAUUCAUCAUCAUGCUUUUGCACUUGAAUUUGCAACUGAAUGGAUAUAAAAAAAAAACUACAAAAAAAAGAAAAAACAAAUCUUUAAUGGGAUCAUGAGCAUGAAAUGGGGUCCUGCAUCACUUGUUUUAACUAUUUAUUUUGCCAUGUUUACAUUUUGUAUCUUGUACAAAUAAAUCCAACUUUGUGUCUGAA